UAAAAUUAUUAAAAUGGAGGAAGGCAAGAUUGGCCGAGACCGCCUGUGACGCGCCGAGUCGCGCCAGUCGCGGAAUCUGGAGAAAUAGAGCCAGGGUGCCGAGGAGAGACCGCGGACCCAGGUCCCCGUGAGUAAAGACUGCUUUGCGCUCUUCCUAACCUCUUAAGCUCGUCCCCAUGUCGGACGCAAACGAGACGAGUACUCAGGACGCCGGGAACGAACCCUACGAGGAGAUCCCUGGUGCGCGCCGUUGCGAAGCCGACUCCAGGAUGACGGAAACCGACAUGUCGAUGCUCGAGGACGAGGAGAUGCCUACGUAUAUUAGCGUUUCCAGUCCCUCCAGGAUGGAGGAUACCAUCGGAGAGCGCAGGCAGCACCUCUCCGAGGUGGGCAAGGAGGAUCCUAGUCCGAGUCCUUGUCGGAGCGAUGAACAGGGUGGAGACGAUAGUGUCUACGUCGUCUCCUCGGGGGAGGAGACCGAUCGACCACCUUAUCCGGAAGACGAGGACUAUGACACGGAAGAAAUGGAAGAGCUAGAGCAGGAAGAUGAGUUGGAUGAUGAAGAGGAAGAUGAAGAUGUGGAAGACGAGCAGCCGUUGACGUCAGCUAGUGAAGAAGAAAGCGAUGGAGAUAUCGAGCCGGAACCGUUCGAUAGGGCUUCGGAUGAUCUGAAUCUCAGACAUAGCAACGGACUGACUAAAAUUCACAAGAAGAAGUAUCGGUCUUUGCAAGAUCUUUCUCACUCAAAAGAGACUUCUCAAGCGCGUUACGUCGACAAGAGGCACAGUGUUGACGCAUUGGAAUACAAUGAUUUCGGUUUCCCAAGAAAGCCAUUCGCAAAGUUCCAGCCGGCGCGUGUUAAGUCUGUGGACAGACGAUCCGUUGGCUCGAAGUAUGGCCAUGUACAAAGUAAAGUAAAACUUUACAUACAAGAGAUUAAAGAGCAGAACAGACGCUCUAUGGAGAAACGAAUGAAAGGCAGGGAGUGCACGAUAAACUCGAAUUACAGCGAUACGAAGAAGAAAGAUUUUCCCAACAGCGAGGAAACCACUAAGACCUUUGCGACCCUGAAGAACCUAAAACCUUACGCAGAGAUAACCCUUAAAGACCUGGCUAAUGAAACGGUGACCAUAAGGAACGAUCUAGUGAGCAACUCGAUACAUGUUAUGGAAAAUGGGGAGGAAAUGAUUACGGUGAAACGGUUGACAGUAGAGAACGACUACACCGAUGAAGAGAGAGAUAUGGAAGUGGAUAUCGAGCCGUUACAACCAGCGAAGAUCAUGAAGAGCACCGAAGAGAGUCUCGGAAAACCUAACGGAGCAGUGGGUGUCGACUCGGGGAAUCACUUCUCAGAGUCUCACCCAGAAAAGCCGGAGGAUUUUCCAACUUUAGUUGGCCCGUGUCUAUUCAACGGUCAGGAGCAAUCGUCAACGCUAAUCAAUCUGCAGACUCUUAGUUACGAGGAGUACAUGAAAGGUGCUUCGGUCCCCGACGACAAGGUCGAUGCUCCUGAAAACCUGUGCUUGGAAGAACAGAUCGAACCCCUGGUUCAUGAGAACAACAUUAACAUGCCGGAACUAGAAGAGACAAGUGACAUGUGCCAGUUAAAAAUCGAAAGUGUGACAAGUAUCUGCGUGCCCGACGAAGAACCCGGAGAGCUUCCGGAAUCAAGGAACUCGAAGCAGCAGCUGAGGAGUAUAUCGGAGAAAUUGGAAGAGCGAAGGAAUCAGGAGAACAGGGAAAUUAGUGUGCUGAGGUCGCAGUUAGAUCAAAAGACUGCGCAGUGUAAUGGGAUACGUGAGGUGUACCAGAAGACCUUGUCGGAGAACUUGGAGCUGAAGAAAGAGCUGGAGGAAAUGAAAAGAGCUUUCGCCAAGUACCAAAGUGACCACAGGCGACCGGAGACGAAGGUAGUGGCGAUACAGACAGACCCUUCGGAUCCUCCACCGGAGGUUGAAUUGAAAUCUUCGGAGACCAAUGGAUUAACGGAGCCCAAAAUGUCCACCAGUAGCACAGCUUCUACGGGGAGGUCUCACCUGUGGUCGGAAAGCAGCUACAGCCCCAGCAUAUCCACCCAGCCACCUAGUUUGACUCGCAUCCUUAACAACGAUGACACCAUGUCUAUUGUCGAAGACACUCCUAAUAAGUUUGCGAAGCCAUUGUCGAGUGCUUUUGUCACUUCCUCGCGUAUUCUCCAGACUUUGUCGGAUAUUACUCAGGGGAAGGCGAAGGAAGGUGUCACCUCGAUAAGUGACAAGGUCCAGGAACUGGCCAGUCCGGUGGGUUCGGUCAACUCUAAGAAGCGUAAGGCUACGGAUAUGUUGGGGGUUCCUGGUCUCCUUCAACCUUCGAAGAUUCCUCACACUGCGGGGGACUCGAAGAGGAGAACCAAUUCCAGCUUCGACUCCGAUGGGGAAUUCAAGCAUCCUGGGGAAUACUUGAUGAAGGGCUUGCUGAACCCCAGGGCAACCUCCAGCGUAGCUGAGACUACGAGUCAACUAGACCUUUCGCAGCAGGAUAGAGAGGAUAGCAUGGACGAUGGACAAGAGGAGGAGGUUAAAUGCUUCGUCUACCAGGAAGAUGAACACUCGAAGGACCGCAGCUUCCUUAUACAAGCUCAUGAACCGAAGAAAGUGGAGAAGGGAACUAUCAGAGAGUGCGGACCCUAUUUAUUGGGCAACGUUGAAGUCAGGAUGUCUGAAGUGAACGGAACCAUUAACAUCUGGGGGAAGGAGAUACCCUCGGACUCCGUGUUCGAGGAGGAGGGCGAGAGCGACGCAUCGAAAAAGUUCCUAGACACUAGCACGACCUCGCCCUGGCAGAAAUCCCCUAGAUCCCGAUUCUUCAACGGGAACCAUCUAGCAUGUUCCACCAGCAAGAAACUCAGAACCUUGCCAAGACUAAACGACUCCACCUCGUCCAGAGGGUCCCGGUCGACCGAUUUCGGGGCCGACAAGAGGAUGCAGGAAGACGACACCCAGGAGUACCAACCUAGCUGUUCCUUCAAAACCCCUACCAACAGAUGCCGCCACUGCGACGGCCAUAAUCGUCUCUCCUGGCCAUCUUGCCAGAAUUCUAAUAUCGGCAACAGACACGCUUGUUCCCCAAAUUACUCGGAGCAGAGGUCGGAGGCCCAGUGCUGCCACCAGGAGAAACACGACGAGAGUCAUCCCCACUGCCAAGUCCCUAGAAACGCCCACCAGACCUGCUCUACAUGCUUAGAGAAAUUCCAAGCCGUUGGGAAGCAUCCCGCCGUUUGUUGCGGGAAUCACUCGCCAGGGUGCGCUGAAGGCGACCCCAGGAGACGGGGUCUAGGUUGGCAGCGCCGGUGCGAGGACGAGGCUUGCCAACAGGGCGCAAGAAACGCCUCACAUCCUCGGCUUGGGGAAGACAAGGGAUGCCAACGUGACGAGAGAACUCCCCAGGGGAGGACCUGCGAGGAGGAGAACUGCCAACACUGCGGUCGCCGUUCUAGGUACAACGCCACCUACACGCCCAGUGCUGCCAACCUGAACCAGGGUGGCCACUCUCUCUCGGGCAAUCGCAGUCCUUCCACCCAGAGCGAAAACGACUUGCUGAUACCCAACAGGGCGACCCUGGAAGCGCCCGAGGUUCGACGGCGAAGACUGAGCGGCAAGAGGGUCAGGGGCAUCCUCCUGGACUUCUUGAAGGGCUGCGGGGAUUGUCGACCCCCCGCCAGUUCUUCGAGCAUUUAUAAAUCCAAUGUUAAUCAGGAGAAAGAGCAGAGCCCUGCUAACCGCAUCCCCCAGAUUCGGGUCACCCCCUGCUCCUCCGGGAACUCGUCGAUGGCGGAACUGUCGAGAGAGAAGACGCCAUCUACCGAGUCUACCGGGAGGUGCUGCCAGUGCUCCAGACGGAAGGAGGUCGCCACCGAGAUGGAGGCUCAGAUGGAGUCCAUGCGCCUGGAAAUGGAAGCCCAGAUGGAGUUCAUGCGAGUCAAGAUGGAGAAACUCCGCUCGCGAUCCGAAGCCGUCGUCGACAUGAUCCACAUGCUCUACUCCUCGGACCUGAAUUGAAACGACUGAUUGACGGCCCAUUUUUCUAUGUUUCUUCGUUUACACUUUAGACGCUCCUGUGUACAUAGCCGUGGACCGCCGUUUAGUUCGAGCGCGUCCCGCUCGCGGCGCUGCCCUCGCGGGUCGUUUAAAAGAACCGCUCUUUCUUCCUUUCUUUCCAUUUCUUUUCAUUUCAAUACUUAUUUGGCGGAACGUUCUUGCUUUUAUACCUUCAGACUUGGAUUUAUUAUGCAGAGAGACCAGAGACGUGAUCAGAAUUAAGUCUUAACCUCUGAAAUACUUAGUUAAGAGAAACGCUCACCAGUGUAGCCUGAUUUUCCGCAAUCCAGUUACUAAUUAAGGCGACGUGAAAGCGUCAUUAUGUACAUAUCGAAACGGGAAGAUGAUUAUGAGACUUUUCUGCCAAACUGAACGCACUGAAUAUUUAGAAAACUUAACGCGCGAUUAUGGAGGCCCUAAGGAAGAGCGCGAUGCUCGUGAAAGUUUAUUUAAAAAAAAAAAAAGAACAAUGCGUUUAUCCCAAACUCGAAUUAAGGAUACAGUUUAUUUCUCUUUUAUUCUUGAAAGUCAAAUUUUACGGGUGUCGCGUUCUUUUUUAGGUCUUCCGUCAUCGCGUGCUGAAGCUUCGAAUUAUUUCUUGCAUCUAUUUGGGAUAAAAGUUAUAAAUAUUUUUCACGUUUCUGUGUGUAUAUAAUGACCUUAAUACUCGCAGGAUAAUUCUAUGGCCCGGUUUAAUUUCCAAAUCAUCCGACGGUGAAUUAUUUGGGGAAAUACCGGCAGGAUAUUAUUUACGUGAAUUUCCUCGCAGCGACGUUGAAAUCCAAAAUGGCCGCCCUGAGUUUUCCGCACCCUUUACAUGAAAGGCGCCAGGAAUUAAUAUAAACAGUUGCGAAUAGUGAUUUUCCCCUAGGCAUUUAUAGACUGGCAGUAUAUACUAUGUCCAUGGGUUUCCCCGAUCACUUUUUCUAUUUUUAAUAUUUUUUCCUCGGGUUUCUUUCGACUCUCGCGAGAGGGAGCCACUCGUCUAAGAGUCUUCACUUUGGGGCGCGUCGAGAGAGGUUUAUAUAAAUAAAUAUAAAUAUAUAUUAUUAUAUUAGGAUCUGUAUUAGUGCUGUUUUAAGUUUCCUUCAGUGCGCGGCUAUUAUUGCCGGCUUUUCAUUUUAUUUUCACGCAGUUUGUCCUCGAAUGUCUGUCCAGGAAGUGAGAACAUUCCACGGUGUGCGGAAGCCCGUAAACAUUUAUAAAAAUACAUGGUCGAUUUAUUAAAUAAAAAGGAAAGUACA
Messenger RNA from Orussus abietinus, 5320 nucleotides. RefSeq lists its product as uncharacterized. The record is from RefSeq and is a predicted model, not a curated record. Bases 177 to 4037 code for a protein of 1286 amino acids. Lineage: Eukaryota; Metazoa; Arthropoda; Insecta; Hymenoptera; Orussidae. The transcript has 7 exons.